Messenger RNA from Octopus bimaculoides (California two-spot octopus), 5111 nucleotides. RefSeq lists its product as uncharacterized. Gene Ontology annotation, molecular function: RNA polymerase II cis-regulatory region sequence-specific DNA binding; DNA-binding transcription repressor activity, RNA polymerase II-specific. Gene Ontology annotation, cellular component: nucleoplasm. The record is from RefSeq and is a predicted model, not a curated record. NCBI's taxonomy places the organism in Eukaryota, Metazoa, Mollusca, Cephalopoda, Octopoda, Octopodidae. Gene Ontology annotation, biological process: regulation of transcription by RNA polymerase II.
UCCGACUUAUUUUCCUUGAGAUUCUGAUUCAUUUCCUUCCUGCCUUAUGUGCGUAUGACUACAUCGAUGUUGAUAGUCAGAAAAGAGCGGAAGUUUUGGUUGUGAUUCGGCAGGAACUCUGAUUAUUAAAACAAAAGUGUUGUGCACUUGAAGAAAAAAGAUUCUGUAACAGAUUUUUCUGUACAUUACCUACCUUCCCCUGCCCUUCAGAAAAUUUUAAUCCAAAAUAGCAUUAUGGAUUCAGUCAGUCAAAAUAUUGCUGAUUCCUCACUAAGACCAAAGGAUUUCAGCAGAAGCUUUAACCAAGAUAUGAUCACUAGUCAGAACAGAAAUGAUCCUUGCAAAUUCUAUGGUAUAUCAUAUACUGAAACUGCUUGUGCUGUGUCUGCAUAUAUUCCACCAGCAUCACAUCCUUUGAUACCCUCACAGUCAUUGGAUAAUAAUGGAAGUUUAAUGAUAUCAGUUACUUCACAGUCAGUACAUACUGGAGUGCUGCCUGCAUUACCAGAUGCACCCUUACAACCUUCAUCUAAUUCAAAGACAAUAAAUUCUAAAAAAUUAGAUCAGCCCAGGCCAUACAACUGCCAUUUUUGUUCAAAGAAAUUUUCACAGUCAGGUCACUUAACAAAACAUCUCCGAGUUCAUACUGGUGAGAAACCUUAUGAGUGCACUUUCUGCAAAAAGCGGUUUUCUCAGUCAAAUAAUCUUACUGCACAUAUGCGUACACAUACUGCUGAGAAACCUUAUGAAUGCCCUUGUUGUGGACUUGCCUUUUCUCGAUCUGACAACCUUGCAACCCAUGUCAGGACACAUACUGGUGAAAAAUGUUUCCCUUGUACGAUGUGUCCUAAAUCUUUUUCUCACUCUGGUAACCUCACCGAACACAUCAAAACACACACAGGAGAAAAACCAUUUGAAUGUGAAUACUGCAACAAGAAAUUUUCACAGUCAGGCCAUCUUACCAAACACCUCAGGAUUCACAAGGGAGAAAAACCCUAUAUAUGUAACUUCUGCUCAAAAGCAUUUUCCCAGUCAAAUAACCUAACUGUACACUUGAGAAUCCAUACUGCAGAACGACCAUUUUUAUGCAACUUUUGUUCAAGUACAUUCCCUCGUUCUGACUCUUUAAAGAGACAUUUACGUGUGCAUUCUGGAGAACGUAUUUAUGAAUGUAAUCAUUGUGAGAAAACAUUCUCUCAUGCAGGGAAUUUGAGUGAACACUUGAAGACACACACAGGUGAAAAGCCUUAUGCAUGUACACUUUGUGAAAAGAAAUUUGUGCAGUCAGGACACUUAACAAAACAUCUAAGAACACACACGGGAGAAAAACCAUUUUCAUGUUCAGUUUGUAAGAAAUCUUUUAUACAAUCAGGACACCUGUCAAAACACAUGAAAAUUCAUCAAAAAGACAGUUUAUAUCUUGGUACAUGUAGUAAGGAUUCAAGUUCCACAGAUCCCCCAGAAGCUCUAACAAAGCCUCCAACGUCAGAGAGUGUGUGUGCAGAAACACAGCCCACAAUAUCGUUAUAAAAAAAAUGCUGGCAAACUGAAAGAGAUUCUAUUUAAUGUAUUCAAUAUUUAUGGCAGUUAGUUGCGUAAGAAAGUCUGUUUAAUUGCCUUUUAUGCAAUUACAACAUUAAAAAAGCUAACCAGUUGAAAAAUUAUCUGGGUAAUGCUUGGUGUAUGCAUUACAAGAAAUCCUACUCUCUUAGUUUUUUGUUACUUUUGUUUACUUGUGUUGUAUUUUGUUAGAUAAACCUCACUUUUUUCUGCUUAAGAAGUAUAUUUGACCCUAUAGAUAAAGUUGUAUAUUAGGAGUUAAUGAAUUAUUUAAACUGAUCAUCAUACAAAAGACACCCUGUUUAUUUUUUUUGAAGCCUUAGAAAAUAUCAAAAUAUUUUGUUAUUGUCCAAUGAAAAAAAAAAAGGUAAAUAUAAAUUAAAUCAACUAGCUCAGUCAUACUGUAUGUGUGUGCAUAUUUACUAAGAGUGCCCAUACAAAUUUACAGGAAAUGUGAAAAUAAAUUUAAAAACGGUACUGUAUGACACACAUAAAACCCAUAUCCUCUAUUUAUUGUCCUGAUAGAUUAACCAGUUAUGCUGCCAGUAUUCCACUGUUUCUCAGUACAACUAAAUCUCAAACAAGUUAUGCCAUAUGGUUAAAUUACUUCCAUUAUUUUAGUGCAUCUGUAUUUGUUUCUUAGCAUAUAUCACUUCUCAUAAACUAAUGUAAAUCGACAAGUUGUUCAUUAGCUAAUCUUUAUAUCUAUUUCCUAGUUACAUUAUUCCAAAAUGGAGACCAUUUAGCCAAUGUAUAUGACUCUCAAAACAAAUACUUGAUAUAUUCUAUCUUUAAAAAUUAAAUGGUUUAUAGCUAAUUUUCCAUUCUUGUAUGAACCAAAUAUUUUAGUUGUUGGAGUAACUAUUUUUAUAGCUAGAUGAAGCUUUUCCCACUGUUGCCAACUUCAAAUUUGAAGUAGGGAGUUUAGUCAAUUAAUGGCUGUAGUAAGAUCCGAAAUUUCAACUGUUUUUUAUUUCUUUCAGUUUGAUUGGUCUGGAGGAAAAGGUUGUGCCAGCGUCAAUUUUAACAUUUCUCUUAAGCAGUUGCAAGUUGAUAGUUGUCAGCAGUCCCAAACCUUAACUGCACAGCAAUUACAUUGUCUUGAUAAAUGGUCCAUAAAUUAUAUAAUGAGUUAAAUCAAAUGAAGAUUGUUCACUGAAUUUAUUCACAUCAAAUUAUUUCUAUUUUGUUUGUAACUUUCAUGUCUCUGUUCUUGUUUAUAUUUAAUAUUUACUAAUGUAUUUGUUGAAAAAAGCUUAACUAACCCUUUAAUUUAUGGAUUGGAAAUAAUCUUAUAUAAUGUGUGUGUGUGUGUGUGUUUAAAAUGUACAGUGGGUGAAAAUUGAAGGUGGACAAUUACUGAUUAAAUGGUCAUAAGUUCAGACCUUAUUGCCAUAACUUUUUUUUUUUUUUGUGAUUUUGGCUAUAAAACAUAAUGCUACUGCUUUGCUAAUGAACAGGUACCAUUCCUAUUACACCUUUAUUUGAGACCUACUUUAUGUUAACCACUCGGGGCAACAACACUACUUUCACUGAAUUUCUCAAGAGCAAGAUCUUUUAAGAAAUUUACUGAAAGUAGUGAUUCCAGUAAAGCUUUGUUCCUUAUCUGGAAAAUUUCCUACUGUCUGUGGGCUCCAUUUAUCUCUCAUCUCUUGAAUUGGUAACAACUUCUUGUCACAUCAUACCCACAUAAUGUGUGCUGAUGGAGCUCUCACAGACACAAAUUCUAUCAACACUGCAACUUUUCUAUUUACUCAUUAAUGACCUGCUUUGUUAUCACCUCUAACAAGGUCUUUUCCUUUGUUACCACCCUUCAGUUCUCGCUAACCUUCCACCCUUCAGUUCUCUGUAACCUUCUACACUCAAGCAUCAUUCACAUGUAACUUAAACUCCUCAUACCAAAUCUGCCCCAACACUAUGAACAGAGAUUUCAAAAACAUCUUCUAUUGAAGCCAUGCCAAUUUCAUCUCCUUCAUCAGCACAAAAACACAAUACGUACACUUAUCAAGAAAACAUUAGUACAACCACAACCAUCACACAAGGACCAUCAAAAUGCCUACAAAUGCUUGAUGGAAGAUCUCUUCCGCCAAACACACCUUUAACAACAAGGACUGUAUCAUAAAGAAUGGCCUUUCACUUCAGAGCCAGUAAAAUAUUUAUUUCUUCAUUGCACACUGGGGGCUAAACGUAGAGGGGACAAACAAAGACAGACAAAGGGAUUAAGUUGAUUACAUCAACCCCAGAACACAACUGGUACUUAUUUAAUUGACUCCAAAAGGAUGAAAGGCAAAGUCAACCUUGGCAGAAUUUGAACUCAGAACAUAACAGCAGAUGAAAUACCGCUUAGCAUUUCGCCUGGUGUGCUAAUGAUUCUGCCAGCUCGCCGCCUUUGAGCCAGUAAAAUAUUUCAACCUCCAACAACUACUGAUUCUUGCAAAAAGUUCAAGUGUGACUCAAAAUAAUGUACUACACCCAUAUCUAGGAUGAUGCUACUACUACAUAUACAAACAUCCUAGACUGCAUAUAAAAAUGGUUACUUGAUAAUUAACAUGAAAUCACUUACUAACACACUCCAGUUUCUAGCACAAAUGCCUGCUGUUUCCUCUGUGUGCUUACCUGCCACAACUACAAUAGCAUCUGUUCCUUGAAACUGACUACUAUUGUGCCAACUACCCCUGAUUCACAUACACCUCAUCUGCUCAUCACCCAUAUUGCAUUCUCCCUUUCUCAUUUACCAGUGCACCCACUUCAACCUCCUUAGAACCUCAGUCCACUGGAAUUCUUUCCGUAAACAUGUAUUUUCUUGCAGCAAUCAGUUUGCAACAUUAACUACAUUGAUGUCAUUGACCUUGGAAUGCAGACCACAGACAUGGUCACCACCAAUAAGAAAAAAGUUAAAUGAUUAGUUACUUGUAAAGUAUCCUGCAUUAAAAAACAAAUUCACAAAAACCAUCCUACAGUAAAAAUAAAUGAUGAUUACUACAAAAUAUUUGUUCUAUGGUUUGUAUUCAUGACCAUUUGAUCAGGAUUCCAAGAACUUAAUUCCAGUCAUUGUACCUGCACAUCCAAAAUAUAUGGUUUAUUAUUUGCUAGUUUCUUUAAAUGGAAGGUUUGAACAUAAAUUGCUUGCCUUGCUGUGAAUAUUGUUGUUGUUGUUGAGUGGCUCUAGUUGAGUUUCUAAUUUUGGUACAGCAUUCCAAUUUGUGGUAGUGGACCAAGCAUGAUACUUGGUUUAACACCAGCAAAUAUUCUAUGAAAGUCUUCAGAAAAGUUUAUUCUGGUAUUAUCUCUCCCUCACUGCACCCUUUUUCCUGUUGCUGUUCAGGAUGAACAUCGGUCGAUUUUACUUUUUAUUUAUAUUAACUGUUGAAAUCUGGAAAUGUGUUUGUUAUACACAACUCUGAUUGUGCACACCUAGGAUAAAAGGUAUUUUAGAUAUGACUGUCUUGUUUUGUUUUUUUUUGUUUUUUUUUCAAAAGAUGUAAUAGGACUGUAUUUUCUAAGAUGGUCUUUCUGUUUUCAAACGGUCAGUUGUAUUUUGUGGAAAAUUC